GCUCCCGAAUUACGUGGUUUUAGUCAUGCCGUCUCAGUUCUUUCCCUUUAAUCCAAGACAAAUGGCGACGUGUGAUAAAGCGCGCGAUGAACAUUUCUAUUGUAGUAUUUGUUUGGAAAUAUAUGACACACCUAGAACGUUACCGUGUUUACAUUCAUUCUGUCAGGAAUGUUUAAAAGAAUAUAUCAUAAAGAUUAUAGAAAAACAGGAUUCACAAACAUUGUUAUGUCCUUUUUGUAGGGCGGACACGAAAACAGAUCACCUUAAGUUUAACAGGCUGGGCACAUCUCCCAAUCGGGCUAAAUUAGCUCAAUCGGGCUAUUAUAUCACUGGCAGCAAAAUUAUAACUAAAUUGAAUAGCGUACAUUCCCCAGCAGGUAGCUAUUCAUGUCUAACUGAAUGGCUGAAGAAUGUCUCCGACACGUCCCUCAGUUACUCCGAGUCCACUGACACGUUUACUUAUUUUGACAAUAACCAAGUUGUGGCCAGAAAUUGGCGGGUUAAUCAUAAUUAUAAAUCAAAGGCAAGUGUUGUUACCACGGUUGUUAAUAUUAUACCAGCAAAGAAAACAAAUCUUCAAAAACAACAAGAAAUUUCACCGUCAAAAUGGUAUUACAACUGUAAUAAUGUUGACACAUUUUCAAAAAUCAAAUCAAUGUUGCAUGACAAUGAAUCGGUCUUCCAAAAUGUAAGGAAUAAAUUUAUUGAAAAACGACUGGCCAAAGUUGUCAACGACAUGGGAGCACACAACACUAGUAUGACACGUGAUUACAUUGAUGAAAAAAUUGAAGCUGGAGUUAAUCCAGUCGUUGAACAGGAUAUGUUUCAUCAUUAUAAUUGGAUUCCAAGCAUGCACCAUAAAGAGUCCCCGAAAGUUGUUGUAGGAGAGCCUAUAAUGGUCAAUCCAUGCUCUUAUGCUUCUGUGACAAAAGUUCUACAGAAUCUGCAGAAAGUUCAGAGAAUGAAUACGAAUAAUCAUCAAUAUACACGUGUUCAUAUGUACUUACCGACAUCUCUAGUCUUCACUGCAUACGAACUCAAUAUGACCUCAAACCGAAAAACUCGUGCAAAAGUCAUGUGCCUGUUUAAAGAAGUUGACAAGUGGCUGGAGAAUUUUCCAAUAAACUCUUCAUUACAUGACAUUUUAAAAGAGAACACGUUGACCAUGUGUUCAAAAGGAAACGAGUGUGAAGCAUGUUUAAGGGAGGAUAUUGAAGUUGAAGCUAUUGUUUAUUGUUAUGAUUGUUCUGAAAAACUAUGUGAAGAUUGUAAAAGACAUCAUAAGAAGAAUAAGUUAUUAUCAAACCAUAAACUGGUUGACACAAGUGAUGACCUGGAGGGAAAGAAAGAUUUUACAGAUUUAGAGUACUUAGCAAACCUGUCCAAAUGUCCAAUGCAUGAUAGCAAAAGAGUGAAGUAUCUUUGUAAAGAUCAUGAUAAACUCUGCUGUAAUGAAUGUGCCAUUGUUACUCAUAGAGAAUGUGAAAAUAUGGUUCCACUAAGUGAUGAAAUACAAGCAAAAAAGAGCACAGAAUCUAGUAUUGAAAAGAGACUUGAUACAAUUGAUAAUUACGUUGUGAAGCUGAUAAUGCAUGAGACUUCAUAUUUAACGAAACUUGGUAGAAAAGAAGAUGAAACAAAAGACUGCUUAAAGGAUCUUAAGGCAAAGCUAGAUGCUGCCUACAACAAGCUUGAAACAAAAAUCAUGCAUGAAAUGUCUGAAAGGAAACGGGCAUUAUCGAAAGCUAGUUCCUUAUUGACAGAAUCAGCAGAAAAUCUGAGAGAUGCUAUUACACAGUGUGCAGAAAAAAUGGAAAAAGCAAGAACAUAUGGGACAGUGACACAUAUAUAUCUCAUGGAAAGAGACAUUGAUAAACAAGUUACAGAGUUUGAGAAAACAUUCACAACUCUUCGACAACAAUCAAGCAAGUCGUUGAUCACUCUGUCAGAAGCACAUCCACUUCAAGAUGUUAUAAGAAAUGUUGAAAAUCUUUACCAGAUCAAAGAAAUGAAAGAAAACCCAGUUUUGCCUACAAUUAUGAAAACUAAAGAUUUCAUGAAUAGGAAACUUACUUUAGAACAUGAGGUCAGAUUGAAUGAGAGUCCACCAAGGUAUUGCGUCUGGAUUGGAAAUUACAUUGUUGUAUCAUUUGAAGACGCUUGUAAAUUAGUUGCUUACAGAGCAGACGAUGGUUCACCUGUUACUUCGUAUCGAUGUUAUUCACCUACAUCAGUAACGGCAACCGAGAAUAAUGAGUUUGCUGUUGCCAUACCAUCAUCAAGGAAAAUAAAUAUAAUGAAGAUUCACCAGAAUCAACUGAUGUGUUUAAGAGAACUAAUUUAUGCAAGUCCUGACCUUAUUGCUUAUGAUAAAAAGAACAAACAUCUUUUGAUAUUGUCAAAGUCAAGAAUGUUGAUUCAAAAGAUGAGUCUUCAUGGGAAAGAACUUGGAGGUAAAGACAAUGGUUGCAUAGAUCUAAUAAAUAUUGACAGAAAGAUACUGCAUGGCACUUGCAACUUCUAUAUUGAUUCUCUGUAUGGAUUUAUUUUUGUUUCUUUACACCAUUGUCAGGAAUUAAUUUGCUUUGACACGUCUGGAAUAUAUAUAUUCCAUCAUACACUUGAAUAUCCGUGGUCGGUUAUUACAGACUCACAAGGAAAUGCAUAUGUCACAAGUUACAAGAAAAAUUGUAUUCAACUACUUCGUCCCAAUGGACUAGUAGUAAAAUCUAACCUAUUAGGAGAAUGUAAAGUGACAAAACUAUUGGCAAUUUCUCUCAACAAAGAUAUGAACAAAAUGGCUGUAACAUCAGAUGACAGUGGAGGAAAAUUGAGAUUAUUCAAAUUUGAAUAAAAUUAUUUUUACACUUGAAAACACCUUUAAAAUGGUUAUAUAUUGGACUUUAAAGUGUUGGUAUAAAACAUAGGACUGUACAGAUAUGUUUCAAGGUGUUUUAGGCAGAUUUUUUUACUUGAAAAGCCAUUAAUCAAAUGUAACAUACAUGUAUAUAUUUCACUUUAUUUGUCUUGAAUGACGAAUAAUGAGCUACAGUUGCAGAAUAACUUUGAUUUUAUAACAAGCAAUAGUUGCUUAAUCAACACAAUGUAUAAGACAUACAUAGGGCAUAACAAAUGGUUGUAAAUUUGUAGUAUAAUUUUCAGUUUAUGAGAAAUGUGAAAAUUGUGUAUUAUCUUUCACAGUUGUUCAUGUAUAAUAUUUUAUGAUUAUUUGUAAGAAAGAUCAGAAUUAUGUAAACUGUGUAAAGGCUAGUUUUGUUGAUGUUGUACGUAUGUGUUUGAUACAAGAAAAUGAUAAAACAUUGCUCAUUUGGCUGAAUAAGACGAUUGACACACCUGCUUUAAUUAUUUGACUAAGAACUUAUUCUAUUGUAUGUAUUGUAGGCUUAAUGAGGGUCCAUCUGCACUUUUAGGCACACCAAGUGUACGUACACUAAGGAGAAGCCUUAUGUUUUCUUAUAAACAUACUGGCAAUUCCAUACUUGUCUCUUCAAUUUCUGUCUCUGGGAAUCUGUUGUCAGUCAUAACAGACAGGGAUAUGUUUACAAGUUUUGCACAGCACGGUUGUUGUGCACAAAAGAAAAAAUAUACUAUCUGCCCAAUACAUAAAGUAUGACCAAGGUCUUAAGUGUUGCAUGCAACACAAUCAUCAUUCAUGCAUGACAUUUUGGACUGUAAAGAAGUUUGUUCAAUGGCAAUGUCUUUAAAGUCUGGAAUGAACAAAAUGGUUGUACAUAACAUUUAGCAAAACACCAGUGAUGAUGAUAAAAAUAUCAAGAUUAUAAGUAAAAUUAUUAAAAUAUUUUUCAAAUUGGCAAUGUCAAAAUUAUAUAUUAUGUCAGUAAUUUGAGUUUGUCUGGUGGAU
This is a messenger RNA of Ruditapes philippinarum (Manila clam), 3883 nucleotides long. RefSeq lists its product as uncharacterized. The transcript has 5 exons. Lineage: Eukaryota; Metazoa; Mollusca; Bivalvia; Venerida; Veneridae. Gene Ontology annotation, cellular component: chromatin; nucleoplasm. Gene Ontology annotation, biological process: positive regulation of DNA-templated transcription. Bases 26 to 2854 code for a protein of 942 amino acids. Gene Ontology annotation, molecular function: ubiquitin-protein transferase activity; zinc ion binding. The record is from RefSeq and is a predicted model, not a curated record.